Messenger RNA from Cajanus cajan (pigeon pea), 1683 nucleotides. Its product is annotated as BTB/POZ domain-containing protein At2g46260. The record is from RefSeq and is a predicted model, not a curated record. Gene Ontology annotation, biological process: response to red light. Gene Ontology annotation, molecular function: protein binding. Gene Ontology annotation, cellular component: nucleus. NCBI's taxonomy places the organism in Eukaryota, Viridiplantae, Streptophyta, Magnoliopsida, Fabales, Fabaceae.
UAUUACAAAUAAUAAGAAAAUAAAACUCUGAAAAGAUUGAAAAUGGAGGAAUCCCGCACAGAUGAUGUUGGUAGAGAGUGUAACUUUGCGUUCGCAUUUAACAACAUCAAUUUCUCAGACCGAAUUCUGAACCUUGAGGUUAUACCCGACCCAUGCCCUCAAUCCCAUUCUCUCUCUCCCAAUCGCAAGAGACGGAGACACUCUCUUACCAAAGUUACAUUUGUAGGUGAUGAAAUUUCGCACGACAGUGAUGAUUCAUCAUUGGGCAUUAGUUGCUCAAACGUUCUAAGAAUUAGGACCGUACAUAUAAGUUCUUCAAUUCUUGCAGCAAAAAGUCCCUUCUUUUAUAAAUUGUUUUCAAAUGUGACGAGAGAGUCUAAGCAACAAAAUGUGACUCUUCAAAUCCAUGAUUCUGAAGAGGGCGCGGUUAUGGACAUACUUAAUUUUAUGUAUGGUAAUACUUUAUCAAGAACCACGUCUGCUGCUGUAUUGGAUGUGCUGGUGGCCGCUGAUAAAUUUGAGGUAACCUCGUGCAUGAAGUACUGCAGUAGGAUAUUGAGGCAAAUGCCUAUGACUUGUGAAUCUGCUUUACAAUUUUUGGAUCUUCCUUCAAGCAUUCUGACGGCAAAUGCAAUUCAACCACUGAUAGAGACAGCAAAGUUGUUUCUUGCCACACACUACAGAGACAUAACAAAGUUUGCAGAUGAAGUGCUGAAUUUGCCCUUGGUUGGCAUUGAAGCGGUGCUAUCUAGUGAUAACCUCCUGAUACCUUCAGAGAAUUGUGUCUAUAACUUUGUGCUCAAGUGGGCUAGGAGACAUUAUCCAAAAAUUGAGGACCGACAACAAGUCCUUGGAUCACGCCUUGGUGGACUCAUUCGUUUUCCAUACAUGGGCUGCCAAAAACUGAAGAAGGUCUUGACAUGCGAAGACUUCCCUCCAGACUUUGCAUCAAAGGUCGUUCUUGAAGCUCUUUUCUUUAAGACAGAGACACCAUAUAGACAAUGGUCUCUUGCUGCUCAGGAUGUUGACACUACCUGCUGUCGUUUUGUGGAGCGGACUUACACGUAUCGUCCUGUGAAGGUGGUUGAAUUUGCAUUGCCCCGUCCGCGGUGUGUUGUAUACCUUGAUCUAAAGAAAGAAGAAUGUGUUCGUUUAUUUCCUAAUGCUCGAAUUUACUCUCAGGAAUUCUCCCUAGGAAAGCAGGGGUUUCUCUUGUCACCUCGGUGCUAUGAGGACCGGCAAAACUCAUCCCAUUGCUUUGGACUUUUUUUAGUAAUGCAAUUCAAGCAAUCAGUAUCUCUUCAUGUUGAAUAUGAGUUUUUUGCUAGAUCAAAAUUCACUUUGGAGUAUUUAACCAGGUGCAAAGGAAAUUAUACUCUCACGGCAGGCAAGUCUGUGGGGCAUAGGAACCUGUUUGGUAUACCAUGGACUGAAUUUAUAGCUGACAAUAGUCAUCACUUCAUCAACGGAUUACUUCAUCUAAAAGUUGAACUUACUGUUAGGCAAUGACUCCUUGUAGGAUUGAUGUUCUUUAUUUUCUAGUUUUUGGUGACUAAUGUCAUAUAUUUUCUUGUUUAACUGCGUUAACGAGAUGAAAGAGUAGGAUUUAGUGUAAUUAUACCAAUAAUUGAUUGUAGAAUAGUUGUGUAGAUAUUGACUACCAUGAAUUUGCUUUCUCUUUUA